Molecule: messenger RNA, 12055 nt
Organism: Saimiri boliviensis boliviensis (Bolivian squirrel monkey)
Lineage: Eukaryota; Metazoa; Chordata; Mammalia; Primates; Cebidae
Gene: TET3
Product: tet methylcytosine dioxygenase 3
Biological process (GO): positive regulation of transcription by RNA polymerase II; chromosomal 5-methylcytosine DNA demethylation, oxidation pathway
Cellular component (GO): nucleus
Molecular function (GO): zinc ion binding; DNA 5-methylcytosine dioxygenase activity; DNA binding
Source: RefSeq, a predicted model, not a curated record
GAGUCCCGCGGACGCCUUCAUUGCUGCUGCUGCUGCCGCCGCGGCCGCCGCUGCCUCUUCCUUCCUCCUGCGCCGUCCCCUCCUCGGCCCGGGCGGGGGGCUCCGCGCGCCGAGCUCGGUCGGGCCGGGCGCUCCGGGAGGCGGGCGCCCCAGGCGGCGGCGGCGGCGGCCGCGACGGUGGUGGCGGCGGCGGUGCGGGCCGGCAAACUUUGCCCCUUUGUGCGCUCCGCCCCGGAGGCGGCGGGCAGGCAGCGCUGGCUUCUCCAGCGUCCAGACCCCGGAGGAAAAAUACCAGGAGAAACUGCUCACUCAGCUCUGACCCCACCACACCCCCACUUGCUCACCUAAUGCCUGGGUCCAGGGUGGGUAAGGGUGAAGAACCCACCGGGCCAAGAUGAUCCUUUUUCUGGGGACUGCUGCUGGUGUCCUCCCCCAGAUCCCGGGCCCCAGCAGGUGGGAGAGUGGCCCCCUACGGAGCCCGAUCAGACUGCUGCAGAGGAGGUGAAGAGGGGUUGAGAAGAGGCAUCCAUCUGGGAGACGGAAGCCACUUGCCUUCAUCCUUAUAGACUCUUGACUGUUGUAGGCGAGAAGGACCUGUUGGUGGCCUUUGCAGGUGGCAGGAAACUGGACUGUGGUUCUGCUCCUGCACCUAUGCCCCCACCUCUGGCAGCAUCAUGAGUCAGUUUCAGGUGCCCCUGGCCGUCCAGCCGGACCUGCCAGGCCUUUAUGACUUCCCUCAGGGCCAGGUGAUGGUAGGGGGCUUCCCGGGGCCUGGGCUCCCCAUGGCAGGGAGUGAGUCCCAACUCCGAGGGGGUGGAGAUGGGCGGAAGAAACGGAAACGGUGUGGUACUUGUGAGCCCUGCCGGCGGCUGGAAAACUGUGGGGCUUGCACUAGCUGUACCAACCGCCGCACGCACCAGAUCUGCAAACUUCGAAAGUGUGAGGUGCUGAAGAAAAAAGUGGGGCUUCUCAAGGAGGUGGAAAUAAAGGCUGGUGAAGGAGCCGGGCCGUGGGGACAAGGAGCGGCUGUCAAGACAGGCUCAGAGCUCAGCCCAGUUGAUGGACCUGUUCCAGGUCAGAUGGACUCAGGGCCAGUGUACCAUGGGGACUCACGGCAGCUAAGCGCCUCAGGGGUGCCGGUCAAUGGUGCUAGAGAACCCGCUGGACCCAGUCUACUGGGGACUGGGGGUCCUUGGCGGGUAGACCAAAAGCCCGACUGGGAGGCUGCCCCAGGCCCAGCUCAUACUGCUCGCCUGGAAGAUGCCCACGAUCUGGUGGCCUUUUCGGCUGUGGCCGAAGCUGUAUCCUCUUAUGGGGUCCUUAGCACCCGGCUCUAUGAAACCUUCAACCGUGAGAUGAGUCGUGAGUCUGGGAACAACAGCAGGGGACCCCGGCCAGGGCCCGAGGGCUGCUCUGCUGGCAGCGAAGACCUUGACACACUGCAGACGGCCCUGGCCCUCGCGCGGCAUGGCAUGAAACCACCCAACUGCAACUGCGAUGGCCCAGAAUGCCCUGACUACCUCGAGUGGCUGGAGGGGAAGAUCAAGUCUGUGGUCAUGGAAGGAGGGGAGGAGCGGCCCAGGCUCCCAGGGCCUCUGCCUCCUGGUGAGGCUGGCCUCCCAGCACCAAGCACCAGGCCACUCCUCAGCUCUGAGGUGCCCCAGAUCUCUCCCCCAGAGGGCCUGCCCCUGUCCCAGAGUGCCCUGAGCAUCGCCAAGGAAAAAAACAUCAGCUUGCAGACCGCCAUUGCCAUCGAGGCCCUCACACAGCUCUCCUCCGCCCUCCCGCAGCCUUCUCAUUCCACCCCCCAGGCUUCCUGCCCCCUUCCUGAGGCCUUGUCACCUCCUGCCCCUUUCAGAUCUCCCCAGUCUUACCUCCGGACUCCCUCGUGGCCUGUGGUUCCCACUGAAGAGCACUCAUCUUUUGCUCCUGAUAGCUCCACCUUCCCUCCAGCAACUCCUAGAACUGAGUUCCCUGAAGCCUGGGGCACCGACACCCCUCCAGCAACGCCCCGGAGCUCCUGGCCCAUGCCUCGCCCAAGCCCUGACCCUAUGGCUGAACUGGAGCAGUUGUUAGGCAGUGCCAGUGAUUACAUCCAGUCAGUAUUCAAGCGGCCUGAGGCCCUGCCUACCAAGCCCAAGGUCAAGGUGGAGGCACCCUCUUCCUCCCCAGCCCCGGCCCCAUCCCCCGUACUUCAGAGGGAGGCUCCCAUACCUUCCUCGGAGCCCGACACCCAUCAGAAGGCCCAGACCGCCCUGCAGCAGCACCUCCACCACAAGCGUAGCCUCUUCCUAGAACAGGCACACGACACCUCCUUCCCUGCUCCUUCGGAGCCUUCUGCUCCUGGCUGGUGGCCCCCAUCAAGCUCACCUGCCCCACGGCUUCCAGACAGACCACCCAAGGAGAAGAAGAAGAAGCUCCCAACACCAGCUGGAGGUCCCUUGGGAACGGAGAAAGCUGCCCCCGGGAUCAAGCCUAGUGUCCGAAAGCCCAUUCAGAUCAAGAAAUCCAGGCCCCGGGAAGCACAGCCCCUCUUCCCACCUGUCCGGCAGAUUGUCCUAGAAGGGCUCAGGUCCCCGGCCUCCGAGGAAGCGCAGGCUCAUCCACCGGCCCCUCUGCCUGCCUCACAGGGCUCUGCUGUGCCCCUGCCCCCAGAACCUUCUCUUGCGCUAUUUGCACCUAGUCCCUCCAGGGACAGCCUGCUGCCCCCUACUCAGGAAAUGAGGUCCCCCAGCCCCAUGACAACCUUGCAGCCAGGCUCCACCGGCCCUCUUCCCCCUGCCGAUGACAAGCUGGAAGAGCUUAUCCGGCAGUUUGAGGCUGAAUUUGGAGAUAGCUUUGGGCUUCCCGGCCCCCCUUCUGUGCCCAUUCAGGACCCCGAGAACCAGCAAACUUGUCUCCCAGCCCCUGAAAGCCCUUUUGCCACCCGUUCCCCCAAGCAAAUCAAGAUUGAGUCUUCAGGGGCUGUGACUGUGCUCUCAACCACCUGCUUCCAUUCAGAAGAGGGAGGCCAGGAGGCCACACCCACCAAGGCUGAGAACCCACUCACACCUACCCUCAGUGGCUUCUUGGAGUCACCUCUUAAGUACCUGGACACACCCACCAAGAGUCUGCUGGACACACCUGCCAAGAGAGCCCAGGCCGAGUUCCCCACCUGCGAUUGCGUCGAACAAAUAGUGGAGAAAGAUGAAGGUCCGUAUUAUACUCACCUGGGAUCUGGCCCCACGGUCGCCUCUAUCCGGGAACUCAUGGAGGAGCGGUAUGGAGAGAAGGGGAAAGCCAUCCGGAUCGAGAAGGUCAUCUACACGGGGAAGGAGGGAAAGAGCUCCCGCGGCUGCCCCAUUGCAAAGUGGGUGAUCCGCAGGCACACGCUGGAGGAGAAGCUGCUCUGCCUGGUGCGGCAUCGGGCGGGCCACCAUUGUCAGAAUGCCGUGAUCGUCAUCCUCAUCCUGGCCUGGGAGGGCAUCCCCCGUAGCCUCGGCGACACCCUCUACCAGGAGCUCACCGACACCCUCCGGAAGUAUGGGAACCCCACCAGCCGGAGAUGCGGCCUCAACGAUGACCGGACCUGCGCGUGCCAAGGCAAAGACCCCAACACCUGUGGUGCCUCCUUCUCCUUUGGUUGUUCCUGGAGCAUGUACUUCAACGGCUGCAAGUAUGCUCGGAGCAAGACACCUCGCAAGUUCCGCCUCGCGGGGGACAAUCCCAAAGAGGAAGAAGUGCUCCGGAAGAGUUUCCAGGACCUGGCCACCGAAGUCGCUCCUCUGUACAAGCGGCUAGCCCCUCAGGCCUAUCAGAACCAGGUGACCAACGAGGAAGUAGCAAUUGACUGCCGUCUGGGGCUGAAGGAAGGACGGCCCUUCGCGGGGGUCACGGCCUGCAUGGACUUCUGUGCCCACGCCCACAAGGACCAGCAUAACCUCUACAAUGGGUGCACCGUGGUCUGCACCCUGACCAAGGAAGACAAUCGCUGCGUGGGCAAGAUUCCCGAGGAUGAGCAGCUGCAUGUUCUCCCGCUGUACAAGAUGGCCAACACGGAUGAGUUCGGUAGUGAGGAGAACCAGAAUGCAAAGGUGGGCAGUGGAGCCAUCCAGGUGCUUACCGCCUUCCCCCGCGAGGUCCGGCGCCUGCCUGAGCCUGCAAAGUCCUGCCGCCAGCGGCAGCUGGAAGCCAGAAAGGCAGCGGCUGAGAAGAAGAAGAUUCAGAAGGAGAAGCUGAGCACUCCCGAGAAGAUCAAGCAGGAGGCCCUGGAGCUGGCGGGCGUCACGUCGGACCCAGGCCUGUCCCUGAAGGGUGGAUUGUCCCAGCAAGGCCUGAAGCCCUCCCUCAAGGUGGAGCCGCAGAAUCACUUCAGCUCCUUCAAGUACAGUGGCAACGCGGUGGUGGAGAGCUACUCGGUGCUGGGCAACUGCCGGCCCUCCGACCCUUACAGCAUGAACAGCGUAUACUCCUACCACUCCUACUAUGCACAGCCCAGCCUGACCUCCGUCAACGGCUUCCACUCCAAGUACGCUCUCCCAUCGUUUGGCUACUAUGGCUUUCCAUCCAGCAACCCCGUCUUCCCCUCUCAGUUCCUAGGUCCUGGUGCCUGGGGGCACAGUGGCAGCAGUGGCAGUUUUGAGAAGAAGCCAGACCUCCAUGCUCUGCACAACAGCCUGAGCCCGGCCUACGGUGGUGCUGAGUUUGCCGAGCUGCCCAGCCAGGCUGUUUCCACGGACACCCACCACCCCACUCCUCACCACCAGCAGCCUGCGUACCCAGGCCCCAAGGAGUAUCUGCUUCCCAAGGCCCACCCAAUCCACUCAGUGUCCAGGGGCCCCUCCCCCUUUGCCCAGAGCUCCAGUUGCUACAACAGAUCCAUCAAGCAAGAGCCAGUAGACCUGCUGACCCAGGCCGAGCCUGUGCCCAGAGACACUGGCAAGAUGGGCAAGACACCUCUGCCCGAAGCGUCUCAGAAUGGGGGACCCAGUCACCUUUGGGGACAGUACUCAGGAGGCCCAAGCAUGUCCCCCAAGAGGACUAACAGUGUGGGUGGCAGCUGGGGUGUGUUCUCAUCUGGGGAGAGUCCUUCCAUCAUCCCCGACAAGCUCAGUUCCUUUGGGGCCAGCUGCCUGGCACCCUCCCACUUCACAGAUGGCCAGUGGGGACUGUUCCCCACCGAGGGGCAGCAGGCGGCUCCCCACUCCGGAGGACGGCUGCGAGGCAAACCAUGGAGCCCCUGCAAGUUUGGGAACAGCACGUCCGCCUUGGCUGGGCCCAGCCUGACUGAGAAGCCCUGGGGGUUGGGGGCCGGGGAUUUCAACUCAGCCCUGAAAGGUGGUCCUGGGUUCCAAGACAAGCUGUGGAACCCUAUGAAAGGAGAGGAAGGCAGGAUUCCAGCCGCAGGGGCCAGCCAGCUGGACAAGGCCUGGCAGUCCUUCGGUAUGCCCCUGGGCUCCAGUGAAAAGCUGUUUGGGGCCCUGAAGUCUGAGGAGAAGCUGUGGGAUCCCUUCAGCCUGGAGGAGGGGGCGGCCGAGGAGCCCCCCAGCAAGGGAGCAGUGAAGGAGGAGAAGGCUGGUGGCGGCGCAGAGGAGGAGGAGGAGGAGCUGUGGUCGGACAGUGAACACAACUUCCUGGACGAGAACAUCGGCGGCGUGGCCGUGGCCCCGGCCCACGGCUCCAUCCUCAUCGAGUGUGCCCGGCGGGAGCUGCACGCCACCACACCACUCAAGAAGCCCAACCGCUGCCACCCCACCCGAAUCUCGCUGGUCUUCUACCAGCACAAGAACCUCAACCAGCCCAACCACGGGCUGGCCCUCUGGGAGGCCAAGAUGAAGCAGCUGGCGGAGAGGGCGCGGGCGCGGCGGGAGGAGGCCGCCCGGCUGGGCCUGGGCCAGCAGGAGGCCAAGCUCUACGGGAAGAAGCGCAAGUGGGGGGGUGCCGUGGUCGCCGAGCCUCAGCAGAAAGAGAAGGGGAUCGUCCCCACCCGGCAGGCGCUGGCCGUGCCCACAGACUCGGCGGUCACCGUGUCCUCCUAUGCCUACACGAAGGUCACUGGCCCCUACAGCCGCUGGAUCUAGGUGCCAGGGAGCCAGCGUACCUCAGCGUCGGGCCUGGCCCGAGCUGUCUCUGUGGUGCUUUUGCCCUCAUACCUGGGGGCGGGUUGGGGGUGCAGAAGUCUUUUUAUCUCUAUAUACAUAUAUAGAUGCGCAUAUCAUAUAUAUGUAUUUAUGGUCCAAACCUCAGAACUGACCCGCCCCUCCCUUACCCCCACUUCCCCAGCACUUUGAAGAAGAAACUACGGCUGUCGGGUGAUUUUUUCCGUGAUCUUAAUAUUUAUAUCUCCAAGUUGUUUUCCCCCCCUUAUUUGGGGGGCUUUUAUUUUCUCUUUGUUUUUAAAACUCUAUCCUUGUAUAUCACAAUAAUGGAAAGAAAGUUUAUAGUGUCCUUUCACAAAGGAGUAGUUUUAAAUUCCAUUUAAAAUGUAUUUAUUGGAUUUUUUAAAAAGCGACAAUAGUAAUGGUAAAGGAUGGGCAGGAAAGGCCAGCAGUGCUCCCCCGCCCAGUCUCGCUGGGCCCGGCGAGCCAAGCCCCUCGGGCACUGGCAAAGUCCUCAGCCAUCUGCCCCUCGAGAGCCAAGCGCAGACAGUAGCCACCCAGUUCGUCCCUCCCGACACACACACCUUCCCUUCGGGGAAGGGAGCCUCAGGACAGCCUCUGUCCUCUCCGAUAGGAUGGGAGAGUCUGCAGAAAACCAUCUGGGGUCCCUUUUCCAGUCCCUGGCUUGGAGUCGAGGGGCAGAUGCACCCCAGGCCAGCCCCCCUGAGAUGCUGGCACAGCUUUCCCCAGAAACCAGGUUGGAAGUAGAUGUCUUCAAGCUUGCUAGUCUCCACACUGAAUCCUCUGUCCGUUAUUUAUGGAGUCACACGAUGUCACGGUUCACUAGGCAGCACCUCACGCUGGAACUGGAGUGCAAGGUUCUUAGGGGCCACGCCUACCAUGUUGCCAACCCAAUGCAUGCUGGGCUGAAGGAAUUUGUCUUAGUGGCAGUUUUUUAAAAAAAAAAAUGCCCCCCAAAGUCUAUGCUGAUACUGAAAAAGGGCUACUGUAUCUUUAAAAACAGGAAGUUGAACCCAAGCUGUGAAAAGCCAGUGGUGCUCUGUGCAUGGUGCUGUGCGGAGCCUGGUGCUGUAUAGUGUUGUGCUGGGACUUUCUUGACUCUUGGGCAGGUCACAUCCUACAGGAGCUCAGCAGACCAGUGUAACAACAGUUAAUGCAUCUAUCCUGAUCCCUGCAUUUCCACAUUGGACAAUGGUGCAUGCCUCAUACCUGAGCCUGCUUCCUCCAUGCUAUCAUCGGGUUCAGGGGCCUACACUUAACAAUUUUAAAGUGCAAGAGUCAAACAUUUUCAACAGGUUGCUAUGAUUUUCCUCCCUAAUUGGUGCCAUUUCUCCAUUUGAUCAUUUUUUUCCUUUCUCCUCUCUUCAUCCACUUGAACAUACCCAUUCUAAAAUUCUGGUGCAUUCAUUCGGUUCUUUGAAAUGAGAAUGUGGUGCUUACUUUUUGUGACAUUGUUGAGAUAGGUUGGGCCUGAUGGGAGCAACACUCAUUGUCACCAAGUCAAACGGCUUGGGAGUGUCGGUUGUUCUUGUGAUAUUAGCAGAAAUGAUCUCACGCUACCCGUGUGGAUGUGGAUGUGGUGAAUGCGGGGCUUCAUCAGGACGCACAGAGGGGAAAUGUGGCCACACAGUGGAUGACCACCAAGCCCUGAGAUGACCAGGUAUUUACUGAGCAGUUGUAUUCAGAUAUGGGUCUUCAUGAGUCAUGUUUAACAAUCAGAUGACAGCUAGAGGCAAGUUCCUGAGCUUCCGGGUGCCUUGUGUAAGAGCUGAGAACCGGCCUGCUGGGUGUUUACUGUACCUGUUUGGAAGCACUGGCAGAGGGUCGUUGUAAGAUGUCCUGAGCAUUUAUGUGGUCUGGUUUUAACUGUAAAUAGUGAAAGAUUUUUUUAAGCACUUUUGCCUAGAUUUAAACAGCAACUUGAAAAAAAAAAUAUGUUUUAACAUGUAAUUGUGGGAGAAACUGUAAAUAGUAGCUGAAUAUUUAACGUGCUUUGUCUAUCCUCCACUUUUACCAUAUUCUGUAAAGUUGCAUUUAUUUUACAGGACAAAAAAUGAAAUAUUAUUGCUUUUGAAAUAAAUACCCAAGAGCUUAUCAGGACUUAGAAUUAUUCAGAACUCAGAUCUAUAGGAAAACCUCUGACCUUCAGUUUGACAAGCUAAAGGAAGCAGAGUCUUUAAUGAGCAUGCUAAUUUUCUAGUUUUGAGGAAAAAUUGGGUCCUUUAAAUGCUAUUUUGCUUAUCGCAUCAGUACUUUUAUGCAGGUCUCAUUUGACUCCGUGCUUAGGUAGAUGCGGGGGUGCCUUGAAAACUUCAUUUUAAAUGAUCUUAAGCAAGAAAUACAGUAUUUUACGAAACAUGUGGAGAAUGUGACCGUCUGUAUGACCCAUGGAAGCCCCAGGUUGGCUGUUGGUUUGGAAGGUCCCGAGUGUAACCCAGGUGAUGCUGAUACUUGGCAUGUGUGAAUCUUCCUGAUGUGUGUGAAAUACACUCUUCCCUCAUCACCUCUUGGUAGGAAAGCCAUUCGAUGAAAGGAGAAACCAAUACAAGCUAAAAGCAUGCGAUGUCUGUCCCCCAGGCCAAACUGCCUUGGUUCGUCAGUUUCUAGGGUAGGAAAUAGGCUGCUGAGAGGUGAGUCAAGAGGCAGUCUCCAUUGGAUGUCCCCACUCCCCUCAGAAUAGCGUUUCCAGAGUUAGGCGGUGUGAUUACCGUGCUCAAGCCCAUGCUGAUUUGUACACUACAUGUCUAACCUACCUCAAAUCUCAGUCAUUAAAAUUAGCAUGCUUUAGACAUAUAUUUAAAAAGUAACUAUGCACAGCUCUUUAUCCCCCCCCUUGCUGCUGAAGGUUUCUUAAAGAGAAAAAUCAAAUUUUUAUUUUUUACUGGCACUAUCAUUUUUUAAAUCCUAAAGAUGAUUAACAGACAUUUUUAUCAUGAGAAGAAAAAUAAAGCCAUUGCAACUAAAGAACCUAACAGCAUGACCAAGUUCGAAGAGUCAUAUUAUAGCAACGGAAACCGAUGGCGUCUUAGUCAUCUCCCCAGUGUGCCCUGUCCACGGACACCAUCCACGUGCAGUGCAAAACAUUUGGUUCCUUUUCUGCUGUGUUUUGUUUUCCCUGCCUGUCGCGUGCAAGGGAAGUACUUGUAAAGUUCUGUGCUAAGAGAUUUUUAAAAUAAAAAUCGCUUCGCAGCAGGUUCUCACAAAAUAACUGGUGCUAGCUCAAGAAAUCAUUAUCUGACCAUCAGAAAUCUUGACUAAAGGUGUUGCAUGGAUUUGGGGGUUUUUUUGGUUUUUGGUUUUGGGUCUGGUUUUUAGCAGGGCCAAUGUUUCCCACACCCCGGCUUCAUGGGUACUGCUUUGCCUUCUCACCAAGGUGACGAUGGUGUGCGUGGAAAGAGAUGAUAGACCCCACCGCCCCCUCUUGGUCCUUCCACCAGCCUCUUUUGGAAACAGUAGUUUGCAGAGCAAGGGAUUUUUAAAGUGCUAAAGCAAGGAAAGAAGUAGCAGAGCUUAACUGCUUUGUAUCACACAGCAGCAGAUGUGCAAGGAUGGUUGACAGUGAGUCAAUGAUAACCUGAUUUCAUUGAGAGAAAUCCAGCCAGACUUGCUUCUAGAGGUUUAACCACCAUGAGAUCUCAAAGCAAGGCAAAGCUGGUGGAAAACAAUAUGAUAUCCCUGACGUGCCUCAACCAGUAUCUCUUUCCUUUUGUUACUGAAGUGUGUUUUAUGGACUAGGAAGCAUUUUUAUGAAUUGAAAUAGUCUAAAUAAAAUGGUGCUAUGGUGUUUUAAUGUGACUGUCCCUGAUCCUGUCUUGCUGAGGUGCUAUCAACGUUCUGAAACCACAACCAACCAAAAACAAGGUGGGCUCCAGUCUCUUGGCUUCUGUUUUCCCUCCCCUCUUUUGGUGCUGUCUUAGACCCGUUUACCGUGCUAUAAUCUGCUCUGAGCAGCGUUGUGUUUUGUUGUAUCGUUCUUCCCUUGGUGGCCAAACAAAGCAAGUCGAGAAGGCAGCCAGCUCCCUCGCUGUGAUCCGGAGUGGGCCUGCCUGGCUUUGCAGGCGUUUGGUUCCACACCUGUCUUCUCAGGCUUGAUGUGAAAGAAAGGGCAAAGGGUUUUUUGUUUGUUUUUGUUUUUGAGGAAGGGGAGUUGGAUACUCCUGCCUCUCCUAGCAUGAUAGGCAUCCUCAUAGCCAGGGACACAGAUUCUCCUGCAGCCCAGGGUGCUAAGCAGACAUCUCUGUGAGUCCUAAGGGCACACCAAGGGAGACCAGAUGGACCUCCUUCCUCCCCUGGCACUGGCCGGGACCGUGGUGGGCAGGGGCUUCAUUCUCUAACCCAGCGUUGCUUCUGCCUCUCAUUGGUAACUCAUUCUGUUCAGGCUAAAGGAAGGAGCUUUCUUUGCUCACUCGAUGCCACUGAGGCUGCUUUUUAGUUGGUGCUAACCUAAAUUUCUUCUUGGGUCCACAGAAGUUGAUGUUUUAAAAACUCAACAGGAAGCUCCAUUUUGUGUCAUCCACUGUCACAAUAAUUUUUUUAAAUACCUCAAAAACAGGACAUCAUGACAACUUCAGUAAAGUAGAUUCCAUGAGGGUCUGAUACCUGCAGGUUGUCCGUCUCACGACGUACCUGACCUUGAGAAAUCUGGGGUCGUUUUGUUUUUCAUUCUUCAGCAGUUAACAUAACGGAACGCCGAAAGGAAGGAGUGUGGUUGGCUGUAGUUCAUGUUUUAAGUUUUGCUUUUGAAUAAAAUGUGAAUUUUCUAUGCCCAUCUCCUUGAGCUUUCUCGGUCAUUGUUGCUGUCAUUUGAAAUGACUCCCUCAAAACCUAGUUUUAUUAGCCAGCCGCCUCUGCUGUAGUACAUGGCCAACUUCAGUAUACCCUGGACCAAAACAUUUUUGAGGUGCAUACCCCCAGCAUAAGUUACACAGUCCCACAUCCAGGUGCACAGUUUUCUCCGCAAGUGCGGGGAGAGGGGCAGCCCCCUCUGGUGCUCCCAGCCCUUCCUCCUGCAGAGCUGCAGGCAAGAGCAGAGCAAUAGGCUUCUCCCCUGAGCAGAGACCGCAGCACAGAAAUGCGAGGUCUAAAGUUGCUUUUUGCCUAAGAAUCAGCGAGCGAUUUGGCCUACUUCCUCAUUGGCUUCUAUUCUGAUAUCAGGGAUGCUUUUUGUAGUGGUAUUGUUUGCUCCCUCUUCGCGUUUUGACUACCCGUCAUUCAGGGGUAACUCAUCACUCUUCACGUGGGGAUUUAAAUUAAUUAACUAAUUGGCUCAUUUGAACAUUCCAAAUGUUCUUGGUUUCAAUACUUUGUUUUUUCUUUUGAGGGGAAAAGAGGGGAGAAAAACAGGAGUGAUGUCACUUCUUUUUCAUGUAUUCCAAUCAAAGAAACAAGGGCAGGUCGUAUAGUGGCAUAUUAAUACGUUAGACUUAAUCUAGAACCCCUGUAGCUUUUUGAUGUGUUUUAUUUCUUAUCUCUUUGAAUUCCUGUUUGGUUACUUGGCUUCCAAUGGAGGUGAACUUAACAACCAUACUUGAAUAUUCCGUCUUGACUUUGUAAACUGUGGCUACUUGAAAUGAAGUUUUAUCUGGGGUUGAUGGAUGAAUGGUAGAUUUUUGCAAUGUCUCAAGGCAAUAGGAUGUGUAUUAAACUGUAGAUAUUCUUAGUACAGUAAAUUUAUGCUGAUAAUUUUAUUUUGUAUAAUUUUUACCUUUUUGUUAAUAUUUUUUUCUUUCCACUUUAUUGGUUUGCCUCCUGAGCUACCCCUCCUUACCCUCCUUUUUCCCCCAGUGUUUCAGUAAAUUUAAUUUAGGGUGCCUAGAAAUUGCAAGUAUGUAUCCUUUUUGAUUUGUAUUUUAUUAUAAUUUACACAAACAACUGGGUUUGUGAACUGUAUUACUCCUGGUAUCUUUAAAAUGUUGUGGGUGUUUUAAUAAAUUUUAUAUUUAUUUUUUGCACUCAAA